CUAAAUAAUUAUAGUUAUCGUUGAAUCUUAAAGCGGAACUAGUGUUAUACUAAAACCUCUGAAUAUAAAUCAAAAUGCAUAAUAAUAACACAAGCUUUACGCUUAUAAUAUUUUCCAUUAUAAUAAGUAGCGCUUAUUUUAAAAUUGUUACUUUGGAUAAAAACUGGAUUUGUGGCAUCAAGAAAUCUUGUGUUGAUUGUCUUCAACUAGACCAUUGUUCUUGGUGCCCUUCUCAAAAUAAAUGCUUUCCGGAGUUUUCCACAGUUGAGCAUUCUUGCAAUGAUUCCUUACGAUCAGCAAAUCAUGAAAUGAGUUUACUGGAAAACGCAGAAUGUGCGUGUGGUAUACUUGAAACGAGGGAAAAUAACUGCCGUCCACCGGGCGUCACGGACGGACCCGAGUGUUACGGUAGAGGGAGCUGUGUCUGCGGGAGAUGUUUUUGCGAUCCCAACCCGGAUCCUGAAAACCCCAGCAAGGUUAUAAUCGGGGAACAUUGUGAAUUUGAUAAUUUUUCUUGUGAUGGUGCAAAAUGUAACGAAGGACCAUAUUCUAUUAACGAUUUACAUUUAUAUGAAGAAGAUAACGCUGAUGAUGUUCCAGAAAUAGAUGUACCAGCCGAAAAAUAAUAUGUUUAGAUAACAAUGCAUAGGUAAAUGUAUAAAUACCUAUAGGUUUUAGUAUUGUAUAGUAAUAUAUUGCAUAAUAUUACAGAAAAUAAUAAUUAGUAUACGUGUAUCGAAAUAAGCAAUAUAAAUGAG
This is a messenger RNA of Colias croceus (clouded yellow), 758 nucleotides long. RefSeq names its product integrin beta-PS-like. The coding region runs from base 75 to 626 and encodes 183 amino acids. The record is from RefSeq and is a predicted model, not a curated record. The transcript is spliced from 3 exons. Lineage: Eukaryota; Metazoa; Arthropoda; Insecta; Lepidoptera; Pieridae.